Poecilia latipinna (sailfin molly) is the source of this 2753-nucleotide messenger RNA. It is a transcript of the gene etfbkmt, whose product is annotated as electron transfer flavoprotein subunit beta lysine methyltransferase. The transcript is spliced from 3 exons. Bases 59 to 859 code for a protein of 266 amino acids. Gene Ontology annotation, cellular component: mitochondrial matrix. Gene Ontology annotation, molecular function: protein-lysine N-methyltransferase activity. The record is from RefSeq and is a predicted model, not a curated record. NCBI's taxonomy places the organism in Eukaryota, Metazoa, Chordata, Actinopteri, Cyprinodontiformes, Poeciliidae. Gene Ontology annotation, biological process: peptidyl-lysine trimethylation.
GCUUUCUGGGGGCUGCUGGGACGGCUGCUCAAGAAAGAGAAACGUUUGACUUUUAGUUAUGUGGCUUUUUCCAUCAACAACGCGAUACUGUGGAUUUCUAUCGGCACCUAAAUGUUACCGAUGUGUUAAAGGAUUUUCAAAGCCUUAUGCGCAAACAAGCAGACGGAGACGCACCUCAGAAUCCUGUCUUUCAUAUGAGAACGUCAGACGUUUUAUAUCAGAGAACACGGAGGUAGUUGUGGGAGGGAGCCUGACGCCUGAGAUAAAACUGAGAUUGUUUACUCCCAACUGCAGGUUCUGGAGAGAAAGACCAGAACUUUGGCCUUUCAGCGACCCGUACUGGGCAAUUUAUUGGCCAGGAGGACAGGCGCUGUCAAGGUACAUCCUGGACAACCCUGAUGUGUGUCGGGAUGGAUCCGUGCUGGAUCUGGGGAGCGGCUGUGGAGCUUCAGCCAUCGCUGCUAAACUCUGUGGUGCUGCUCAUGUGGUGGCCAAUGAUAUCGACCCCGUUGCAGCUGUUGUGACCAAGUUGAAUUGUGAACUGAACAAAGUAGAGCCGCCAGAUUGCGUGACAGACGACAUAAUUGGUUCGGAUCCUGCCAGCUUUGACUUGAUCCUCCUUGGCGACAUGUUCUACGACGAAACGCUGUCAGACAGCCUUCAUAAAUGGCUGGACCGCUGCAUCAAAAGCCACGGCUCCAAAGUCCUGAUUGGGGAUCCUGGUAGAACCCAGUUUGAGGGACAUGACAUCCGGAAGCUCCUGCAUCACGUAGCCCAGUUUGAGUUGCCUGAGAGUGUUAGGCAGGAGAACUACGGCCUCACAUCCAGCCAUGUUUGGUGCUAUCAUAGCAAGCUCUGAGUGUUGAAACGGUUUCUGUUUGAAAAACGUAUUUAUUUGCGACAUUCAUUUGAAUACCUCUGCAUUUUUGCAACAAUGUGUCACAAAAGUGAGGAAAAGGGGACUCAAGAUGUUUAUAAGAAAUCUUGUAAGCCUUGUGGCAGGAAGUGAGAUCUUUUUGACACUGCACACCGGAAACAACUCUGAAAUCUUCAUGCUAAAUGGUAAAAUGGCCUGCACUUGUAUAGCGCUUUAUCAAGUCCAGAGGAUCCCAAAGCGCUUCACACACACUUUCACACAUUGAUGGUGGCAAAGUCUGUCUGGUGAGCCAUCACUGGGCUCUCUGACCACCACCAGCAGGCAAUGUGGGUGAAGUGUCUUGCCCAAGGACACAACGACAGAAGCGGACGGACCAGGGACUCAACCGGCAGCUCACCUAUCGCAGGACGAGCUCCUACCAACUUUGCGUUGAAACAUAAUUAUGCAGUUCAGGUCACAUGGACACCUGGGCUUGUUUUUGUUACCACAUAUCCGGAACAAAGUUUUAGAAAACUCCAAAACAGCUGAAACUCUGAGUUCCUUAAAUCAAGGCUAAAUCCCCUCUUUUUUAGAGAUGACUUUUGAUUACUAAUAACAUUGAUCAAUAGGCUAUUAAGUUGAUGAUUUUGAUUAUGGCUUUUGACAAAAUGUAAUGUUUAUUGCUUGUUUCAUAAUUGAUGACUGCAUGAUGUUUUUCUGAUGUAUAGCUCUUUAAGCUGUCUUGUUGCUGAAAUGUCCUAUACAAAUAAACUCGACUAGAUUUGACUCUUUGCAAUGGAAGAUGUUAUAACGUGCUCCUCACCCUUCUGUUUUAGGUAUUUCUACAUAGUCUUAUCAUGAGAUUGGUCAAGCUGCUCUCACAUAGACUUCUACAGUGUCGUAUAACAGCAGGGGAGAGCUCCUUGAUCCUGCAGGAUCAAGGAAGCCAGAUCCACUGUUAGUCAGAGCAGACUUGACAGUCUCCUUUGACUCUGUAUUUCUGUUCUCACCUUGCAAAGUUGUAAUCGAUUUCUUAUUUCUUCUCAUUCAGUCUCUUGUUAAAGUAAUUUCUUCCAUGACACUCUUUCAGGCACAUUAUCCAGCAGGAACUGACUGCUGUUAUUGAGCAAUAGUCAGUCCCACCCAAUCCUCACAAUUCUCAUAGACUGACUACUGACCAGCUCUCCUUCUAACCAGUCCGGAAAAUUUCUAAAACCUUCGAGUCUUACCCUAAGAUAGCUUUAGAAGAGAUAAUCUAUUUAAGCUGGUGUCAAGAGAGACUCAUCUCAUCAAAGCCUUUCUUGAGUCACUAGGCGUUCAUGUGAAGUAUCUGACCUUCCUUAUCAGUCAACGACCUGUUCACUUCUCCUUUUCUGUUGUUUACCCACUCACCAUCUGGUUUUGCUUCUUGAAUUUGCUCUGGUGAGACCUUCUGGUUCUUCUUUGGAGUUCCCCUGUCUUCUCGCUCAACUCUGACCGUUUACUGGCCCUGACGUUUGUUCUAAUUAUAACAUAGCAUGAAGGUUAUAUGUCAAUACAUUUCACACAAGGUAUAAUUACUUCAGUUACAGUUUUAUAUAUGCUGUAUGAUCAUCAUAAAUCAUUAAACACUAUCAUCGCUAAUUUAGUUCUUCAGACAUAAUCCUUUUUAAUAAUCAUGUAAUUUUCAUUUUAACCUUGAUCCACAUUACAUUACAUUAAACACAUGAUUACUCAUUUUAUAAUCAUCGGUAAAUCAAAACGCAAGAUUACUUAUGUUUCUCAGGUUUUCAUGAUCUGUUUUCUGCGUUAACCUGGAAAGAUCUCAACCAAUUCCUGCCAGUUUUCACAACAAUCUGUAACUUUACUUGUGGCCCAAAAUGUUCACUAUCGGAAAUAAAAUCUCCUUAAUAAUUGU